CAUACACUGUAACCGUCCCUGAAUCGCUGCACUCAAUCAGCCGUAGAAGAAGAAGAGCAACAUGGCGGAACGUGGCUACAGUUUCUCCCUCACCACAUUCAGUCCCUCUGGUAAACUGGUCCAGAUUGAAUAUGCACUGGCAGCGGUUGCAGCUGGAGCUCCCUCAGUUGGCAUCAAAGCUUCCAAUGGAGUUGUCCUGGCAACAGAGAAGAAACAAAAGUCCAUCCUGUAUGAUGAGCAGAGUGUCCACAAAGUGGAGCCCAUCACCAAACACAUAGGCAUGGUCUACAGUGGCAUGGGGCCUGACUACAGGGUUUUAGUGCGACGAGCCCGAAAACUGGCACAGCAGUACUUCUUGGUGUAUCAGGAGCCAAUUCCUACAGGCCAACUUGUGCAGAGAGUGGCCUCUGUGAUGCAGGAGUAUACACAGUCUGGGGGAGUUCGUCCAUUUGGUGUUUCCUUGCUGAUAGCUGGAUGGGAUGAGGACCACCCCUACUUGUUCCAGUCGGACCCAUCUGGUGCAUAUUUUGCAUGGAAAGCCACGGCCAUGGGAAAGAACUAUGUUAAUGGAAAAACAUUCCUUGAAAAAAGGUAUAACAAUGACCUGGAGUUAGAAGACGCCAUCCACACAGCCAUCCUGACGUUGAAGGAGAGUUUUGAGGGUCAGAUGACAGAGGAGAACAUUGAAGUGGGAAUCUGCAAUGAGGCAGGCUUCAAAAGACUCACCCCAGCAGAGGUGAAAGACUACCUGGCAGCCAUUGCGUGAACGCAGCCUCCCUGAUGGCGGGGCUCUCUGGCCAUAUCUCAAGACAAAGAUUACCAGCGCAGUAGACAACAGUCUCAUGAUACAUUUUUGCAAACUACAGUUUUUCAGUGACUUUGACCUCAUUGUUUUAUGCUCCACAAAAAUAAAAGUAUGCUGGCAGUGACCUCUCUCCGUGUUCAAGAUUAUUAAUACAGUAGGACAGAUUUAGCCUAAUGAUCAUUGCCCCUUAUCUCGUCAUUACUUAAACAGGAUAGUCUGCAUGAACCUGUUUAUAUGAUGAUACUGUUUUUGGGUCAAUGUGGCUGCCACAGGCACAUACGACUGGAUUGUCAUUGGUUGUGAGAAUGGGUUAAAAAAAACAGUUUUCUAUGUCUAUUACAUUCCCUUUGUUAAAUUUGGGGCCGUUGUCUACUGUGCAGAGUUAAAAGGAAUGUGGGCUGUGAAAUGUAAAAUCUCAAGCAUUGUCCUUAAUCCUCAAUUUCUUUUUGCUCGUUAAUGUUCUGCUGUAGCUAUGAGCAUGAUAUAUGGCCCUGCUUAAAAAGAAAACAAAAAAAUGUAGGUAGUGGCAGUCAAACCUUAUUUUCACCUUUCCCACCGGAAUAUUUUGUAUUCAUCUUCAUCAAUUAUCAAACAUUAGAAAAGUGAAUAAACUAAAGGAAGCAAGUGGGUAGGAUCUAAUGGACAGUCUUGAGAUUUUGCAGUAAACAUCUAUUUGCCUGUACAACUGUUUUACAUGAUGUACUCAUUUUUUUCAGAGUAGAAACACUUCUUCAAUUUGUAUUUUUCUCUGGCAUGUGCCACUUAUUCAAAUAAAAGUUGGUGAGCCAG
Messenger RNA from Cololabis saira (Pacific saury), 1594 nucleotides. RefSeq names its product proteasome 20S subunit alpha 2a (gene psma2a). NCBI's taxonomy places the organism in Eukaryota, Metazoa, Chordata, Actinopteri, Beloniformes, Belonidae. Bases 62 to 766 code for a protein of 234 amino acids. Gene Ontology annotation, cellular component: proteasome core complex, alpha-subunit complex; proteasome core complex. The transcript is spliced from 8 exons. The record is from RefSeq and is a predicted model, not a curated record. Gene Ontology annotation, biological process: ubiquitin-dependent protein catabolic process.